Messenger RNA from Oncorhynchus tshawytscha (Chinook salmon), 934 nucleotides. RefSeq names its product nudix (nucleoside diphosphate linked moiety X)-type motif 15 (gene nudt15). The coding region runs from base 145 to 600 and encodes 151 amino acids. Gene Ontology annotation, cellular component: cytosol. The record is from RefSeq and is a predicted model, not a curated record. Gene Ontology annotation, biological process: dGTP catabolic process. Gene Ontology annotation, molecular function: 8-oxo-7,8-dihydrodeoxyguanosine triphosphate pyrophosphatase activity. The transcript is spliced from 3 exons. Lineage: Eukaryota; Metazoa; Chordata; Actinopteri; Salmoniformes; Salmonidae.
UCCGUUCCGUUCGUUGCGGAGGAGGAGCUGUGCGUGUUGAAGUUGCCUGAAACGAUAGAAGAGCAUAUGCCAUAGCAUGUGUUUAUAGUAGAGCUAUUUGCAUAUAGUUUUACUAAAUGAAUUACCGUGGUCUGAUUUGACGAGAUGACACAAAACUGCAGACCCCUCAAGCGCCCUGGUGUCGGAGUAGGGGUUCUUGUCACAGAUUCAGCUCACUCCAACUGCGUCCUCGUAGGAAAGCGAAAAAGUGCAAUGGGCAAAGGAACGUAUCAGCUACCUGGCGGUCAUCUAGAAUUUGGAGAGACCUGGGAAGAAUGCGCACACAGGGAGGUGAUGGAAGAGGCAGGAGUGCGCCUGAAAGAAGUAAGGUUCGCAUCCGUGGUGAACUCCAUCAAGCUCGAUGAGCAGUACCACUACAUCACCAUCAUCAUGCAAGGAGAAGUGGACAGGAGCUACCCAGCAGAGCCAGUCAAUCUCGAACCAGAGAAAAACGAAGGUUGGACAUGGACACGGUGGGACCAGUUUCCUCAAGAGGACCAACUCUUCCUGCCUCUGGCCUGCCUGAGACAACAGGGCUUCCAGCCCUUCAACACCACAUAACACUGCAGCUACCCAGAAACAGAGAAGAGAGGGGCGAAACACAGGGAUAGAAGACACAUACAUUAGAACUGCUUUGUAGGACCUAAUCAAGUCAGGCAGUUGGGUAUACAUGGUAACGGUUGAACUAAUGUUGAUCAGCACCUUUGGUUGGGUAAACAUGGCAACGGUUGCUGGACUUAUGAGGGGACAACUCAUGGAUCUAACAGAAGGAAGUUAUGACAACAAAUCAUUACGGUUUGAGUGUAUUUAUAUCAAUGACAUGUUAAUUCAAAACACACUGUACUACAAAUAACCUGUAUGUGUUUUGUCAAUAUUAAAAGUAACUUAAGAAGUA